AUGGCAGGAGGAACGAGCAUCUGGUGGAGCAAGGAUGCCAAAUCUGACCCCAGGCAGAUCUUCAAUCUUCGUUUGUUCUUUCUGAUGAUCAGCUUGGCCUGGGCUGGCUGUUUCUAUGGAUUUGACACUGGUAAUAUCGGUGGUAUCAUAACACUGCCUUCGUUCAAGAAAGCAUUUGGUUUGGUAAAUAUUCCACAGCAAGAGAUCGAUAACCGGAAGGGCACAAUCACAGCUAUGGUUUCCGCCGGCGGUUCGGCAGGUGCUCUACUUGCUGCACCUACGUCUGACAUACUGGGCCGCAAAUGGGCUGUCUUCCUAUGGGGCUUCGUCUUCGUUAUCGGUGCGGUCUUGCAAAUGGUUGCUAACUACGAGACUCUUCUUGCCGGAAGAUUUAUUGGAGGCUUAGGGGUGGGCGCAACAUCGAUGCUCAGCCCUCAAUUCCUAGGAGAGUCUGCACCCAAAUCAGUUCGAGGGUCAAUGACGGCCAUGUAUAAUCUACUCAUCAUCCUGUCUCUGAUGCUGGCUUUUUGGAUCAACUACGGCGUGUCACUAUGGCCCAAAACCAGCGGAGACAUUCAGUGGCGCGUAUCUAUGGGUAUCCAACUCAUUCCAGGUGUGCUUAUGUGCAUGAUGAUCCCCUUUGUGCCCGAGUCACCUCGUUACCUGAUCAACCAUGGAAAAGCGGAGCAAGGAUUGCAGAAUCUAAGCAAGCUCCGCAAACUACCUGCUGAGCAUCCAUAUGUGCAGAUCGAAUAUCAGGAAAUGGCUGCACAGGUACGAUACGAGCAGGAAUGUUACCAGGGUCACAGUUACUGGGUUGUGGUCAAGGAUAUCUUCUUGGUCAAGAGCAACUUUCGCCGAUUCUUCCUCGCUGUGAUGCUCUUUCUAUUCCACAAGUUCACUGGAACUGACUCUUUGAAUUACUACGCCCCAGAAAUCUUCGCCCUCAUCGGCGUCAGUGGUAACAGUACUACUCUCCUAGAUACCGGUGUCUAUGGAAUUGUCAAACUCGUUACAACCAUCUUCUACGUAGCCUACCUCGUUGACCGAGUUGGUCGUCGUAUCCCACUACUAGUUGGCGCUACUCUACAAGCCACAGCAAUGCUCUACCUGGCAUUAUACCUGCGAUUUGCGGGCACCAAUACCGGAUCCGUUGGGGGCACAUCCGCCGGUGGCAUUGUGGGAAUCGUCUGGAUCUAUAUUUAUGCUUUUGGUUGGUCCUUUGGGCACAGCGUUGCAUGCUACAUUGUUGCUGCUGAGAUCUUCCCCACACGAAUUCGAUCAGUUUGUAUGUCGUUCUGUUUCUUCAUCAACUGGAUUGUGGAUUAUGGCGUCACUCGGGCUACUCCUAAUAUGAUCACGAAUAUGGGCUAUGGAGUGUUUUUGCUGUAUGCACUGUUGACUUAUACCGGUGUCGUCUUCAUUUACUUCUGCUUGCCGGAGAUGAAGGGAAGGUCUAUUGAGAGUAUGGAUGACCUCUUCCAGAGGCCGCUGUGGACGAUGUGGAAACAUGCAUACCCCACCGAAGAGGAGACUGUUAGGGCUGGUGUUAAGGAGAAGGUGGAUGACGGCGAAGACCAUGAGAUGGAUCGCAAGGAUCCGUCUCAGGCAGUACAUGUGGAAGCUGCAUGA
Messenger RNA from Talaromyces amestolkiae, 1632 nucleotides. RefSeq lists its product as uncharacterized. The transcript has 3 exons. Gene Ontology annotation, biological process: carbohydrate transport; transmembrane transport. Lineage: Eukaryota; Fungi; Ascomycota; Eurotiomycetes; Eurotiales; Trichocomaceae. The coding region runs from base 1 to 1632 and encodes 543 amino acids. Gene Ontology annotation, cellular component: membrane. The record is from RefSeq and is a predicted model, not a curated record. Gene Ontology annotation, molecular function: carbohydrate:proton symporter activity.